This is a messenger RNA of Salvia hispanica, 1284 nucleotides long. RefSeq names its product expansin-B3-like. NCBI's taxonomy places the organism in Eukaryota, Viridiplantae, Streptophyta, Magnoliopsida, Lamiales, Lamiaceae. Gene Ontology annotation, biological process: sexual reproduction. Gene Ontology annotation, cellular component: extracellular region; plasmodesma. The record is from RefSeq and is a predicted model, not a curated record.
CUUUUAUAUAUUCUCGGAAUACCAAACAAAAUAGGAAAAACAAAAAAAAAAAAAAAACACACUGAUAUCGCUCAGUCUCUUCAGUUCCUCUACAGCCGUGAAAUUAGCUGCUGUUGCCACAUUAUGGGGAUUCCGUGUUAUUUCCUCGUUUCCUGCAUUCUGCUCUCCUCCGUGGCUGCGGCAGCGGUGACCCAGCAGCAUUGGUCUCCGGCGACGGCGACUUGGUACGGGAGCCCCGAGGGCGACGGCAGCGACGGCGGCGCGUGCGGCUACGGAUCGCUGGUGGACGUGAAGCCGUUCCGCGCUCGAGUCGGCGCGGUGAGUCCGGUGCUUUUCAAGGGCGGCGAGGGCUGCGGCGCGUGCUAUAAGGUGCGGUGCCUCGACCGCUCGAUCUGCUCGCGCCGGGCGGUCACCGUCAUCAUCACCGACGAGUGCCCCGGCGGAUACUGCUCCGGCGGCCGCACGCACUUCGACCUCAGCGGCGCCGCCUUCGGCAGGCUGGCUGUGUCCGGCGACGGCGGCCAGCUCCGCAAUCGCGGCGAAAUCCCCGUCAUCUUUCGGAGGACUCCGUGCAAGUACCCGGGCAGAAACAUUGCGUUUCAUGUUAACGAAGGAUCAACUAAUUACUGGCUCUCGUUGUUAGUCGAAUUUGAAGGUGGAGAUGGCGAUGUCGGAUCCAUGCACAUAAGAGAGGCCAACUCGAACCAAUGGCUAGAGAUGAGUCACGUUUGGGGUGCAAAUUGGUGCAUUAUCGGUGGCCCUCUACAAGGGCCAUUCUCCGUCAAGCUCACAACCCUAUCCACCGGAAAAACCUUGUCAGCGAGGGGGGUGAUCCCUCAAAACUGGGCUCCCAGGGCUACCUACACCUCCCGCCUUAAUUUUAACCACUGAUUCUCAGUAGUAACUUUUUAUACCAAGUUUCUAUCAAAGUCCUAUAUAUUUUUAAUCCCUUCAAAGGAAAAGUGGCCAAGAAAAGUUGCACUAUGGUUAGCUUUUUUCUUUUUAAGCUGGGAGGUGAGGAGACGGACGAUGAUCAGAGGGUUUUGUGCGAUUCCUUAGAAGCUUUUUUUUUAUCUUUUUUUUCCCUACUAAGUGUAGUGUGCGAAGCAUGAAAUUGCUUUUAGUGUUUGUAGCCCUCUCCAAAGGAGAGAGUGCGAUUGAGAGUGGGGGUACUAUAUAAUUCUAGUUCGUGAGUGGUGCUACUUUUCUACAUUGCACAAGUUAUGGUUGUAUUUUGUUUCAUUGCAAUAUAAUAUAAAUGCAAUCAUAUUUGUUUUCGUUGAA